Molecule: messenger RNA, 1832 nt
Organism: Chenopodium quinoa (quinoa)
Lineage: Eukaryota; Viridiplantae; Streptophyta; Magnoliopsida; Caryophyllales; Amaranthaceae
Product: polyamine oxidase-like
Exons: 9
Coding region: 54-1580 (508 amino acids)
Molecular function (GO): oxidoreductase activity
Source: RefSeq, a predicted model, not a curated record
CGUUACUACAACACUUUGCCACACUACUUAUCUUUUUCUAGUUUUUUUUUUUUAUGUUAUAUAUUCUACAUAUAGAAAAAUAUAAUUUAGAAAAAAAAAAAAUGAAGGGUGAAGCAAUGAAGUUUCAUCUUUUGAUCUUCAUGGUAUUCUUAGUUACCCUAGCUUCUGCUGCUUCAUCCCCUUCAGUCAUCAUUGUUGGAGCUGGAAUGUCCGGAAUUUCUGCAGCAAAGGAUUUGCAUGAUCAGGGCGUCAAGGAUUUCAUCUUUUUGGAAGCAACAGAUAGAAUUGGUGGUAGGAUUCACAAGACCGAAUUCGCAGGGCAUGCGGUUGAGAUGGGAGCAAAUUGGCUUCACGGUGUAGGAGGUCCUCGGAAGAAUCCCAUGUAUGAGAUCGCCAAGGAAAUCAAGCUUAGGUCCUUUUACUCGGACUGGAACAAUAUAUCAUAUAACUCCUACAAGCAAGAGGGUGGACGGUAUUCGAAAGAAGAGGUGGACGCGGCAUUAGACAUGGCUGAGAGUAAUGAAGACUAUGCAGAAGAGUUAUCAGAAAGGCUUAGUGCUAAGAAAGGAAAAGAUGAUGAUAUGUCCCUUUUGGCAGCUGAACGUCUCAACCACAGGGAGCCAAAAACACCCCUAGAGAAGAUGAUUGACUUCUACUCUUUCGACGGUGAGCAAGCAGAGUCACCUAGGGUAACAAGUCUUAAGCAUAUUAUUCCAAGGCCAGAGUAUACUCUUUUUGGUGAGAAUGACUACUUCGUGGCUGACUCUAGAGGGUUCGAGAGCAUUGUUCAUCAUAUUGCGAAAACUUACCUCACCUACACCAAUGAUACUCUCAAUGACCCUAGAGUCAUCUUUAACCAGGUUGUGAAAGAGGUUGAUUACUCAAACAGUGGAAUAGUAACAGUAAAAACAGAAGAUGGCAAUGAGUACACAGCCCAAGCUGUAAUUCUAUCACCAAGUGUUGGUGUUCUCCAAAGUGGUCUCAUCUCUUUUAAACCAGAAUUGCCCUUUUGGAAAAGGCGCGCCAUUGCUGAAUUUAGCUUGGGUAUAUACACCAAGAUCUUCCUUAAGUUCCCUAAGAAGUUCUGGCCUACCGGCAAAGGAACCGAGUUUUUCUUUUAUGCCCAUGAAAGGCGUGGAUAUUAUGCAUUUUGGCAGCAAUUAGAAAUGGAGUAUCCAGGAUCCAACAUUUUGAUGGUUACGGUAACAGACGACGAGUCGAAGAGAGUAGAGGCACAACCAGAUGAGAAAACAAAAGCAGAAGCAAUGGAAGUUCUGCGCAAAAUAUUUGGAGAUGACAUUCCUGAUGCUACUGAAAUUUUGAUCCCAAGAUGGUAUUCUGAUCGGUUUUACAAGGGCACUUUCUCUAACUGGCCUGUUGGAUACACUAUUAAAAAGCAUAACAACCUCAAGGCUCCGGUUGAAAAUGUCUUCUUCACUGGAGAGCAUACACAUGCGCAACUCUUUGGAUAUGCAGAUGGCGCUUAUUAUGCAGGUAAGAGGGCCGCAAAUGAUGUCAACAAGUUGCUCAAGAAAAAGAAGUCACCAAAUCUAAGAUCUUUAUAUUAUUGGUGGAUGUAAUUAAUUGCACCGAGUUUUAUGGUUCAAGAAUAAAGGUGUAUGCAAUUGAUUAUGAACAUCCAGGCUUAGAUUAUGUUCUUUUGAAAUUUAAUUUCAAAGAACAAGAGAGUGAAGUGGUCUUUUUAAUUAAGUUUCAUUUUCUUUGUGGCUUUUGGAAGUUUCUGUUUGUAAUGCAACUCACGGGUGUUGGAAAAUAAAAAAUUGAGGUGUUUGUGGACCAGCAUGUUUUAUUUCAGAAUAUUUUGAAUCUCA